AGUGCAGCAGAGCGGGUAUUUAGAAGUGAUGAGCUAAGUAACAAAGUGAGAAUGCAGAGAUUUGAGUCAUUUUUAGGACGAAUCUGUAAAUAAAUGUUACACAACAUCUUCAACGUGAAGGGUCUGAUGGAGAAUCCACACGGAAACAGUCAACAAAUCACCCGGAACGAGAGUGUCGUGAAUCACUGCCUGUAGUGCAACAGCUUGGCUUGCCGGAUGUCAUUCACCUGAAAUUUCCAGUCCAUAUAAAAGAUCAUGCUGGGAAUAAGGCAUUGUUGAAUGUGAAAUAAGCUCUGCUUUGAUUUCCCCCGAAGGAACUUCAAGAGAGACUGGAUUUGAGGCUGAAUUAUCUGCUUAUGUUACAUAUCCACUACAAACUCUUGCAGCGAGGCAAGAGACACGGCUAAACCAGGUCUCGCACAGCACAGGUACAAUACUCAUAAAGAAGGUACGCUGACACAAUCUUCAGCGUUUGGCGACACAUGGAGAGAGCACAGAGGCCUCGGUAGAUCUAACACCGGCGGUCAACAAACACUCACGUUCUCAGCUCGAACAUAAACAGAGCUUCCCGAAAUGCAUUCUGGGGUUCCCUUAUCCACAGAGGACAGAUGCAAUGCUGCUUUAAAAUCUGGACAAAACAAGGAUUUUUGAAGGAACAUCUGAGACAAUGUUGAUGCUUCAAAAAAAAUAGCUGGGAGCUCUCAUAAGCGGUGAAAGAGAAACUUCUGAGCAGUACAGCAAGUUUGGUGACCCUUGAUACAUCACCCGUGUUCCAACCCUCUAAAGUUCAGAAUCAAACAUUUCUGGGAGGAACAUCAAAGACAAAGUUGAUACUUUAACAAAUUACAACAGAGAACUCUCCUUAGCUAUGAAAGAGGAACUUCUGAGCUACAAAUCGAUGUUGGAGACAUAGAGUCGCUGUAUUGUUGGGCAGAAGUAUCUAGUAGAAGAGCUUCCUGUGACGGAUGAUGGAGCCCAGUCAGGAUAUCUUAAAGGAACAGCUUGAGAAGUCUGUCUCAGACCAAGGAGCCAAAGCAAAAGCGGAGGAGCGAGAUGAUCUGAUCCUGGAGUUACAGAAUGCCAUCACUGACCUACACCAAGAGAUGUCUCUGAAGGAGCAACAAGAACUCCACAAGCUUCAACAUCUCCUCCAGCUGGAAACCAGAGUCAAGGAGCUUCAAGAGCAGACACAGAGCUCAGAGGAAACUAUUGCCCAGCUAAGGCAAGAGCUGCACAAGAGGAUAGAGAGCAACAGCGCCCUGGAGAAUGUUCUGGACGUCCAGGAGCAGAGGCUGUGGGAUCUGCAGAGAGAGCUGCGGGAAAGCCGACAAGAGCACCAACGGCAACACAGCCGCAACCAGCAGCUACGCGAGGAUGCCAGGCAACAAGAUGAGACGCUACAGGCUCAGGCACAUGAGCGGGUCCAGCAGCUGGAAGAGGAACUGUCCAGGCUAAAAUUCCAGCAUAGUUCAGUCAGUCAGCAGCUACAGGAUCAGAGUUCCGAGUGCCGUAGCCUCCAGAGAGCACGAGAGGAGCUGAUGAAGAAGGGAAGAGAGUGGCAGAUCGAAAAAUCCACUCUGCAUGAACAACUGAACCGUGUCAAAGAGGAGCUCCACAGCGCCUCCCUCAGGGAAGAGGAACAUCGGCUAAAAGUGGUGCAGAUUGAUGAACUCCAAAGAGAGGUUGACAUGACACUCGCACUGCUUGAAAAGGAGAGAGAGGACUGUAUAAAGGUAGAAGAGCGUGAUCGACAACGAGAAGAGCAACAGAAGGACAAGGUCCAGCAUCAGGAGGAGCUGAUUACAGAACUGCAAAGAGAGCUGGAGAAGAUCAGAUCGGGGCAGAAGGAGUCAGAGCUGAGAGAAUGGAAGGUGAGAUGGCAAUGUGUGUCAGAGAACCUCAAGAACACACAGAAUCAGCUCCAGCAGGCUCAGGACAGCAGAGAUCAGGCCCUGACCAGCCUUAAACUACAGCAGGAGGAUGUGGACAAACUUCAUAUCAUGCUGGCUCAGCGUGAGAUCAAACUUGAAGGUCCGAUCAAGGAAGCUGAAGCACGUGACCGGGAGUCAGCAGGCUAUCGCAAACAGCUCUUCAGCACCCAAGACGCACUGCAGCAGUGCAGAGGCCAAAAGGAGGAGCUCUGUGAGCUGCGUGGAGAAGUACAGCGAUGGCGGCAGGAGGCGCAGGAACAGAAGGAGAGCCAGGCGAGGGAGGUUGAAGACCUCAGGAAAGACCUGGAGAGCACACGAGGCCGCCUACAGCUGCAGAGAGGUAACCUGGAGGAUCUGUGCAGAGAGCUGGAGACGACCCACAGACAGCAGAGAGAGACGGAUGAAGAGGUGUCCUGCAGGGAAGCCGCCCUCUGCAGUCAGGACACAGAGUUGAUUCACCUGAAAGCAGGUUUAUUGGAGGCUGAGAAGUUAGCCACUGAUGCAGAGGCCAGACUACAACCUCUUAGCGACUCCCUCGAGCUUCACACACACAAGUACCAGGCCUGCCUUAACAAGAUCACCCAACUGGAGAGUACCCAGCACAGCCAGGAGCAGGACCUGAAAGAGGCCCGCCAUCAGUUGUUGGAGAGGGAAGAGCAGAUUCUCUGUCUUAGAGCUCAGGUUGUAGCUCUGCAGGGGGAUCUCCAGGUACACUCGGCCCAGCUGGAGAGCGGAGAUGAUGCCCUCACAGCACUGAGCCAGCAGCUGAGAGACACGCUGGGUGAACUGGAGCACAGCCGUAAACAUGCCCAGGAGUGUGAGGUGCUCAUCAGCACCCGACAGGACACCAAUGAGAGCCUUCGACGUCAGGUUGAAGAGCAGGAAGAGACUCUGGUAAAGAUUCAGGCUGAUUUUUCCAUCUAUCGGUCCACUCACGUUCACUCCGGAUCAGAUUAUGAAUGCCAGUUGUCCCGCAUUCAAGAUCUAGAGAAUGCACUGUUCCAAUCACUGGAGCGCUGCGGUGAGGGUGCCCGGGAGCUGCGGGCGUGCCAACUGGAGCUGGAGCGCCACAGAGCCAACAGUUCGGCAGAGUUGCAGAGACUCCAGGCGAAUGCGGCAGAAGUCGAAUCGCUAGAGAAGAAGGUAGCCAAUCUGGAAGAAGAACUGCAGGCUGCUCAAAGACAUUGCGCCCAGAAAGACCAGGCUAUCCAGAAGAGAGACGCCCUGCUGAGACAGUCCGAGGCUGAUCUCCUGCAGGCGCGAGAGAAGAGACGAGGCGGGGCGGUGGAUGCGGAGAGGGAGGUCGUCUCUGCUCGAGGCCUGGAAGCUGAUCUGAAGAGAGCCAAAAAAGAGAAAAGGCAGAGAGAGAAAGAAUGCGCGUCCCUCAAAACGCAGCUGCUUAAGCUAAGAGCGGAGCUGAAAGAUGCUCAGACCAACUUCAUAGACACUGCCCAGGAGCUGGCACAGCAUCAGGAGAGGUCACAGCUGUUGGAGAGAGGUCAGCGUGUGGCUCAACAGCAGCUCUCUGAACGUGUGGCAGAGGUGGAACAAGGAGAGAAAGCUCAGCGGACACUCCAGGCAGAACUCAAGAGAUUAACAGACAAGAUGGAGAGUGAUGAGAAGCAGCUUCAGGAUUCACGGCAGCUGGUGGAGCGUUUGCAAUCAGAGGUUAGCAGCAGCAGACAGGAAGUGCUCAGCGCUCAGCAGGAAGUCACGAGGUUCCAGCAGAUCCAGGAAGAGUUGACCAUCAGCAGAGAGAACUUCUCAGACCUGCAAACUAAGCUGAGUGAGCAGGAGAUGCUUUUGAACACACUUCAGGAACGCAUAUCUGAGCUGCACAGCGCCACCCACAGACUACAGGAGGAAGAGAUGAACAGUCAGAUCCAGCUGCAGCUGUGUAGAAAACAACUGGAGACCAAAGACACCCAAGCACAAAAACACAACCAAGAGAUGAGCGCUCUUCAGGCCACAGUUUCCAAGCUGAUGCUGGAGCUAGAGCAGAAGAGAGAGAGGGGACGGCAGGGGGUACGAGAGGCAGCCAAGGCCGAGCAGAGAGCAAGAGAUCUCAAGCUGGAGCUCGCUACAACACAGGCAUCUCAUAAAGAAAGUAUGGAGCUGCUGGCUGAGUGCAGUCGUGAGGUGGUGGCCCAGAGGAGCGAGCAUGUUCGUCUCCAGCAGUGUCUGCUCCAGCUGACAGAAGAAAGAGCAGCUCAAGAAGAGAGAGUCAGACAGCUGAGCGCAGAUCUACAGAAAGUUCACAGUGACAGCAGAUGCUCUCAAGAGGAGGCACGGGCGUGUGAGGGGCGACUGGUAGAGCUGCACACCCAGCUGGCUCGCUCGCAGCAGUGGGCACAGCAGCAGAUGACAGCACUGCAGUCCAGAGAGAAGGAGGUGAUCAUGCUAAAGAUGGAGAUGGCCUCUCUCAGAGAGAACUAUCAUGCCAAAGUAGCUCAGGUUGAGGAUUUGUACUCGCAGAUGGAUGCUGUAGAUCAGAAGCACAAUGCCGCUGUGUGUGAGGUGGAGGUUUUACGGAAGUGUUUAGUAGACGCGCGGUGUGACAGCUCUCGUCUUCAUAGGGAAAGUGAGCUGGUCGUAACCAAUGUUAACCAGUGGCUAAAGGAGCAAAACAUCAUGGCUCAUUGUGACAGCACCUUGCAGCUUCCUCACUGCUGUCCAUUAUCUCUACCCCUGCUCCUCUCCAGGCACACUAAUGAGAAACUGGCACUCCAGAUCAAAGACCAGAACAGGACCAUCAUCCACCUGACAGCUGAGAGAGAUCACCUUCAGGAGAACGUGAAAGGUCUGCAGGGAGAGAUCAGGAGAGUAAGAGCUGGGCUGGAUAAUCAGAGAAUGGAGGCAGAAAGACUAAAGUGAACAGAACCGGAGGAUGAAGAAGGUUUUUUCUUGACCUCCCGCUGCUCAGAUGAGUGUGUACCGGCGCCUGGACCCGCCUGUACUACACAGAGUGCCUUGAAAGAGUGCAAAGAACGUCACUGAAAAUGCCUCCUGCACUUCAAACAUGACUUGUGGGGUCACAAUCAAAUGAUCCUUUCAAUCUCUAUGGAUGGAAAUGUUGUUUGUUCAUUUUUGAUCGUUUAAAAUAUGUUUUGUCAAAUGAUACCCUCAUGCAUGCCAUUUUAUACUAGGAGUGAGGCAGUGUGACCAAAACCUGUUCAAUUUCAUGGUUACAUAUUACGUACCACAAUUAAGAUAUAUACAUAUAUAUAUAUAUAAUCAGACCAAAAUUUAUUCAGACACCUUCAACAUUUCUCCCAUUAUUGUUUAUUCAGUAUAGUUUAGAAAAUGGUAAUAAAAUCUAAGUCCGAACAAACUAAUCUUGAUAAUGUCAGAUGACUUUGAUAGAAAUGUAUGUAAUGGAUUAAGUUAAAUAGCUGUCCAAUUACAUUAAUGCAUUUGGCAGACGCUUUUACCCAAAUCAAAAGUAAUAAGCUAUGCUUAAUUUUCUUCCAUCUGUGGUGUAAAAAGGUUCCAUUAGCCAUUAUAGAAAAUCACUUAAGCAAAACAUAGUCAGGUCAAAGUGUCAGAAGUUAUAUAUAAGUAUAAAACUUUUAUAAAUGAUACAUUACUUUUAUCAGUUGUACUAUUCCACAUCAUGUUUGAAGAAAUUUAAGGUAGAAUAUGUCACAGUUGACUUUAUUUUGCUAUAUUCAAAGACCUGCACCCACAAUAAAACAUUCAAAAAUGAUAUCUGGGGCCUGAAUAAUUUGUGGUUUGAUUGUAGAAACCCAAACCAGGUCUACACCACAGAUGUCGCGUCUCCUCAUACUAAGCUCCCGUUGUUGCAUCUUUAAGAAUCGGCUAAAAGCACAUCUCUGCCGUCAACACCUGACUUCAUAUACUGUGGUUGGCUAACUGAGACCAGUUUUAUUGCACUUAUGCAUAUCACUUGUGUUUUACUAAAUGCUUCCAUUGUUUACCUUAUUUGUUAAGUCGCCUUGGAUAAAAGCAUUUGCUAAAUGAUUCAAUGUACAUGUUUUGGGAUCGUCUGUAGGUUCUCUGUUCAUCUAUGCUUUCCUGUAGCUCAGUGGUAAGAGCAUGGGGUUAACAAACGACAAGGUAGAGGGUUUGAUCCCAGGGGAUUACACAUACUUAGAAACAAAUGUAUAGGAUAAUGCAAUGUAAAUCACUUUGGAUUAAAGCAUCUGCCAAAUGCGUAAAUGUAAAUGUAGUCUUCAUGUGUCUUAUUCACACCUGAUUUAGCCACACCCACCUGUUUACAUACUAUGGUAUCCAAUAAAUAGAGAAAUCCGUAUAAGAAAUAUUAUAAAAUAGAUCAUAUUUAAAAUGAAUCUAUUUUUAGCAUUGUCUAAUUUGAUUGCAUAUAAUAUUAUAUGAUUUUGAAUAUAAUAUGUCAUGAAUAUGUUAUGUCCUGUGAUAGAUGUAUUGUUAAUGUUUAAUUGCUGCUCCUUUUUUGGAGUUUGUGGUUGUUAAGGUGAAGGUUGAAUCAUAAAAAUGUCUGAAUGUCUAAUAUAUAUAACAGAAUGAACAGAUAUGUUAUUCUUCAUUCACUGUCAUCAUGUGUUCCCUCUGAACAUAAAUCAGUCAAUAAUUGCGACAAACUUUUCAAUUUUCAUCAAUCCAAGAAACUAAUUUCUACAAGAAAACUAACUUUCAAAUCUGAGCUUUUCAUUUCAACCAAACUUAACAUUUCCCAUCUUGGUUGUGUUUAUACUAGAGUUGGUUUAAUCCUUUCCAUACGGGAAGAGCAGGACACCUCUUUCUGCUCGGGCAAAAUCAAUAGGCAACAUUCUAUCUAGCUCAACAGUCAAUAAGAGACACUUAAGGUGUCUGUAGAAACUAAGGGAUGCCAAUAAUUGUUAUUAAUACCCUGCGUUUGGGUUUUAACUGACUUCCCACACACUCACUGUAGCCAGCAGCUAUACAGCCAUAAUCACAUGCAAAGCAAGUGUGUGAUUAUACAGUAAUGAGGACGAAUUGUGAACGCUAGCAUAAAUAAUUCUUGGGCCAUGUGCAUUUGUGCAGCACUGUUGAUGUUAACACAACUGAUUUUCAUGCUCAUCUGUGGCUGGUUGUGUUUAACAUGUAAUGUAACUUUAUUCAUGUACACGGAAGAAAUCAGCAGCAGUCAUUUAAAUGAGAUAAACUCUAUGUAGAUUAAUAAAGUGAAGUUGCGAUGUAUGAAAUGUUGCUAUACAUCCACUGUAAUACUAUAGAUACUGUUUUAUAUAAUACGGAAAUAUGGUAUUGCAUAUGGACUAUUGCUGUUGCUCAGUAGCAAUAAUGAAGUUUUUGUUUAUUAAAGUUACACAAAAGACAAAAGAGGACAUACAACAAAAUAACGGAACAAUGCAAAUGUGCAGGGCUAAACAUCACGAAUAAUACAAAUAGAAAUCAAUUAUGCAAAAUAAAAACUUUUUUGUCUGCAAACCCUGGUUGGUAUAAACUUAUUGUAAGCCAUGUAUGCUGACUAUGUUCUACAAUUAAUAAACAAUCAAAAGUU
Triplophysa dalaica is the source of this 7413-nucleotide messenger RNA. Its product is annotated as polyamine-modulated factor 1-binding protein 1. NCBI's taxonomy places the organism in Eukaryota, Metazoa, Chordata, Actinopteri, Cypriniformes, Nemacheilidae. The transcript is spliced from 33 exons. The coding region runs from base 966 to 4805 and encodes 1279 amino acids. The record is from RefSeq and is a predicted model, not a curated record. Gene Ontology annotation, biological process: spermatogenesis.